Kalmanozyma brasiliensis GHG001 is the source of this 2955-nucleotide messenger RNA. Its product is annotated as Telomeric single stranded DNA binding POT1/Cdc13. Gene Ontology annotation, molecular function: telomerase inhibitor activity; G-rich strand telomeric DNA binding. Bases 1 to 2955 code for a protein of 984 amino acids. The transcript has a single exon. Gene Ontology annotation, cellular component: chromosome, telomeric region; nuclear telomere cap complex. Gene Ontology annotation, biological process: regulation of telomere maintenance via telomerase; telomere capping. The record is from RefSeq and is a predicted model, not a curated record. NCBI's taxonomy places the organism in Eukaryota, Fungi, Basidiomycota, Ustilaginomycetes, Ustilaginales.
AUGUCUACCACAUCCGAGCUUCUCAAGCCUUCAAGUGGCGGUAUCAGCAAGCGUGCUCGCCAUCUCGCCGAAUCUGAGGAGGAUCGCCUGGGAAAGCUCGUCGGAUUGGAACGAUGGAUCGAGAGCGUGGGCCACGGUCGAGGUGCUGCCGUCUGCAUCUGCGGCCAAGUCGUUCAGGCGGAACCACUCGGAGACGCUUUCAAGCUUGAGCUCAGCUGUCUUGAGUCCAACGAGCCCUCGCAUCGACCGAGCAUCUCGCUGACUUUCACCGGCGAGCUCGCAAGCAAAGUAUCAGAGCCGUUACUGUUGCUCCAUCGACUGGGACCACCAGCUGUGGUCUAUAUCUCUGGCUUCGCAGCUGACUUGGCCAGCACAGCUCACGCCGCUCCUCAUGCCGUUUUUCAGCACGAAAAGGUCGUCAUCAAGAUGUCGCCACAGCCGUCUUCCGCCAACCCAGGGACCCCUACUUCGGCCAUAUGGGUCGAACAGCUUGCGUCUCACCCCAUCUUGACUUCAAGAACACCAACACCAGCACGCACCGUGUCGGCACCAGCACUCUCAUGCGCUCGGCAGCCUUCACAGAUGCCGCCAUCUCGAUCUGUUACGGCCGCUGCCACUCCUCUCGAGCCGGCUCCGCCAAGUCAGCUUUCCGAUUGGUUCGCCACCCCUGCUCCUUCCGGCAAUGCACCCCAAACGACCACCAGUGCAGGUACGUCCGCACUCACUUCUCUGCCGCCGCCACCACCUCAGCCCGCGAAUCCUGCCAGGACCUCUGCCUCAGCUGCCGGCUCAAGCGCAAUCAAAAGCGAAGCUCAAGCUGGCUCAUCUUCGAUCUGGCCGCGCCCCGUCGAAAGAGCGUCGUCAAGGCAGGCCUCUGCUGCUCCCCCCGCCCCGCCACGACGCAAUGCACCUAACGUCAAGCCACGCAAGAUGGGCAAUUGCCUUUAUACGCCCAUGUCGAUGGUUCGCGACGGCGAACGCGCCAGCAUCAUCGGCGUUGUCGUCGCCGCUGGUGACCCUCGUCGAUCCACCAGCGGAACACGUGAUCUCAGCAUCAAGAUCACCAUCGCAGAUGCAUCGUGCCUCUCAGGGACCGGAUAUGCCAAGGAGCUGGCAAGGUCGAUGACGGUCAUGCUCUUCGCACAGCAGAGCGAGCGCAUCCCGCAAAACGUCAAGCCUGGCCACAUCGUCGCUGUUCGCGGCGUCCACAUUCAGAUGUUCUCCGGCAAGCCGCAAGCAGUGGGCAAAUCGGCUGCCACGUGGAGCUGGGCCAUCUACGACCCAGUUUCGGGCGACGUUCGCGCCUCUUCCAACUUUCCUCUCGCCUCACACACCCCUCCUGAAUGCAGCGCCGAGGAGAUGGAACACUUCCGCGACAUGGCCAACUGGUUCUCGGAGCUGCAAGGCGUCGAUGCCAACAUCAUGACUAGAUCAUCGCGUCCUACCCUCAAGCUCCAAAAGGUCGGCGAGAACACCUUCUUCGACACCGUCGUCGAGGUCUUGAAGGUCUAUACCCACACGCUCGCACCUGACCUGUACGUCACCGAUUACACCAACCAUACUCUGUUCUAUCGCGGCAACGACAAGUAUCUCCGACUCGAAAGCGAGAUUCCGUACCCUGACGACACGGACGGAUGGGGUCAUGUGUUCCAGAUCAGUCUAUGGGACAGCCAUGCCACCAUCGCGGAAGGUCUCCAGACGGGCGACAUCAUCCGCAUCCAGAAUGUCCGGCCCAAGCUCAACCCGCGAGGACUCCUUACCGGUGGCCUUGGCAGUAGCACCGACAGCGGCAUCAAGAUCCGCACCCUCAAGCCCACAGACGAGGCGCGCAUCGAUCUCGAGAAGCGACGCACUCGCUUCAUGGAGACGCUCUUCAAUGCUGAAGAAGAGGCGUUCGCGGAUCGAGCUGAACGCGAUUUUGGUCGGGCUUCCCAAGAAGAGCCGAACGCCCACCAACAGGCUCAGCCAGGAGAGCAGAACCACCAAGCAGAGCCGACCAUCCCGGCACGACAGAAGCCGAUCGCCGUGAGUGCGGUGUCUGCGGCAGCGGUAGUGACGGCUUCUGAAACGACCACAAGGACGAGCGCUCCCGCUGCUCAAGCCGUGACAGCCACGCAGCCGAGUCCAGCUUCGUCCACACAGCCUCCCUUCCCGACACCAGCCCAGCGUCAAGCACGCGUGCUCCAAGAGGCAACGCCGUCCAAGAACGGAAAUGCAGCGCCGACAGCACUUGGCACCAGCAAUAAUGGCAAUCGCACAGCAGAUGAUCUUUCACAGAUCGAGACGCCCGAUGUGAAGCCAAGCAUGAUCAUGGGACCCCCCGACAUGGCUGUCGAGGAGCGUCGGCCAUUGAUUCGAUGCAAUGCACCAGCCUCUGUCCCCCUGACAGCGCUGGCCGAGCUGCCCACUACAUCGCUCUGUCCUGGCAUGUUCAAAGUCAAAGCACGUGUCAUCUCGACCAAUCCCGCCAAGGUGGAGCAAUGGGGACGAGCCGAAUGCAAGGCAUGCAAAAGGCUGUUGCCACUCGAUCAGCGCUUCUGCAUCAAGUGCGGGGACGAAGAGGGCGAAUCGCUUUCGUACUGCCUUCGCUUCGCGAUCAUGCUCGAAGAGGUCGAUUCGGAAUACGUCGCACGCAAGCAGCAGCAGCGGGCUGGAGCGGGCGCUGCCGAGGCUAGCUCGAUGAAGGUCGCGAUCCCACUGCUCUUCCACGGUCGGAUGGCUGAAGUGCUUCUGCCAUGCGUGGACGCCAAGGCGGUGUUCAAGGGUGAACGGUCGGGCACGAAAGCACUCAAACGUUUCCACCAGCGUCUGCUGCAUCCGAACGAGUACGGAUUGGACCCGGAACAGGUUCUGGCGGUAUACUCUUAUCCAUCUCAGGAGUCCGGUCGGACGGUUCGAAGGUUUGCAGCGCUCAAGGAGCUGAAUUGCCUGCAUAGUCCACGGGACUUGCUUUGA